Panicum hallii is the source of this 1349-nucleotide messenger RNA. Its product is annotated as cytochrome b-c1 complex subunit Rieske, mitochondrial-like. Gene Ontology annotation, cellular component: membrane. Gene Ontology annotation, biological process: mitochondrial electron transport, ubiquinol to cytochrome c. The transcript has 2 exons. The record is from RefSeq and is a predicted model, not a curated record. Gene Ontology annotation, molecular function: quinol-cytochrome-c reductase activity; 2 iron, 2 sulfur cluster binding. Lineage: Eukaryota; Viridiplantae; Streptophyta; Magnoliopsida; Poales; Poaceae. The coding region runs from base 163 to 993 and encodes 276 amino acids.
CCUCAGCGCUUGGAGCACACGCGGCCUCCGCGUCUCCUCCCGACCUCCCCCCUCUUGGUCCCGAAUCGAUCUCCCCCACCAAACAGGAGCACCAGAUCCCCGGAGGCCGGAGCCGGCGGAGCAGAGAGCGCGCGCGCGCGGCCAGCCAACCGUCCACCCACCAUGCUCAGGGUCGCGGGCAGGCGCCUCUCGUCCGCCCUCGCCUGGCGCCCCGCCGCCGCCGCCGCCCCGGCGUCCGGCACCCGGGCCCCCGUCGCCGGCGCCCUCCCCGGUCGCGACGACGACGACGACGCGCGCGACCGCAGGGCGCGCUUCGCCAUCGACUCCCCCUUCUUCACCGCCGCCAGAGGAUUUUCAGCUGAAACACUUGUGCCAAGAAACCAGGAUGCAGGCUUAGCCGAGCUCCCAGCAACUGUGGCAGCUGUGAAGAAUCCCAGUGCAAAAAUUGUCUAUGAUGAGUAUAACCACGAGCGAUACCCUUCUGGUGACCCCAGCAAGCGUGCAUUUGCAUACUUUGUGCUGAGUGGUGGGAGAUUCAUUUAUGCCUCCCUGUUGCGUCUGCUUAUCUUGAAAUUCGUCCUGAGUAUGUCAGCGAGUAAGGAUGUUCUCGCGCUUGCCUCUCUUGAGGUUGACCUCUCAAGCAUUGAGCCUGGCACCACUGUGACCGUUAAGUGGCGGGGCAAGCCAGUCUUCAUCAGGCGAAGGACAGAGGAUGACAUCAAGCUGGCGAACAGUGUUGAUGUUGCGUCCCUCCGCCACCCGGAGCAGGAUGCGGAGCGUGUCAAGAACCCUGAGUGGCUGGUCGUCAUCGGUGUCUGCACCCACUUGGGCUGCAUUCCACUCCCCAAUGCGGGAGACUUUGGCGGCUGGUUCUGCCCAUGCCACGGCUCGCACUAUGACAUCUCUGGCAGGAUCCGCAAGGGCCCAGCACCCUUCAACCUGGAGGUGCCUACGUACAGCUUCUUGGAAGAGAACAAACUUCUCAUUGGCUGAUACUACUGGCUGUAGUGUUGGUCCUAUGGCGACGCCGUUUUGUGUUUGAUCGACAAUUACCUUUUUUGUUGCCUGGGUAUAGACUCCAUCUGAGUGCAGUAUUGUUACUAGCACCUGACAGUAAUGAAUAACCUGCUGCUACUUAAAGGAUACUGUUAAUUAUUGUCGAGUUUGGAUCACUUUUCUGAUCCCAAGAGGAACAAUCUUGAUCAUGUAAUACCUUUAGCUAUUGCAGUCCAUUUUAUUCAGUCUUGCCCGGGUUAGUAACUCUUCUGGUAUUACUUGGAUUGAAGAAAUUUUUCUUGUAGCUAUCAUGGUUUGGUGAAUUAUGCUGAAUAAUCAUGUGAAAACGACAA